Messenger RNA from Hymenoscyphus albidus, 1353 nucleotides. The record is from the annotation of a GenBank genome assembly. NCBI's taxonomy places the organism in Eukaryota, Fungi, Ascomycota, Leotiomycetes, Helotiales, Helotiaceae.
CUCUUUUUUCGCGCUCCGCCUCGUAAAAUAAUCGCGAAUCACAGGAUACAAAUGGUGUUGGCCAACUGACACUACCAGACAAAGGCACGGCAUCAUGAUUUCCCCCUCGUUCGCCAUUCCUCAACCUUCGACCUGACACAUUGCCAGCGAGGGCAAUCAUCUGACCGGCAUCUAUAUCAACCCGCUGCGACGGGCGCAACCACAAUUCCCCUUCCGAGUCAACAUCUCCAAAUCGCAAACUCGAAAGAAAAAGACGGAAAAUGGCCGGACCGGGAAAGAAACCGAAGAGGAGGGCAACCUUCCCUUGGGAGAGGCGCCAGAGUCUCUACCAGCCUCUAACCGCCAUGGAUAAACUCAUCGAUUCCCCCCUCCGAGCGGUGAUGCUAUUUGUACAUAGUCUUCUAGUCUCCCUCCGCGGGGCACCCUUUCAGCCCCACCGAUCGAAGCCCACGAUUAGAAUAGUCUGCAUAUCAGACACCCAUUCGAAUAUAAUUCCAGUCGCACACGGUGACGUGUUGAUCCAUGCGGGAGAUCUCACCAAUAAAGGAACAGUAGAGGAGAUACAAGCCCAAUUAGACUGGCUGGACUCAUUACCUCACAAGGAGAAGAUUGUUAUCGCAGGAAACCAUGAUAGUUAUUUUGAUACCGAGUCUCGACGCGCGACCGAUAUCGGGAAGGAGUUGGAUUUGAAGUCCAUUCAUUAUUUGGAGAAUGAAUCUCUGACGCUGAAGUUCAAAGGCGGGAGAGAACUUAACUUCUAUGGCAGUCCUGAUAUUCCUCAAUGUGGGGGAAGUGACUUUGCGUGAGUUUCUAAAAUCCCAAAACGAUUAAAAGAAAUUUGCGGGGUAUACAGAAAUACUAACAAAUUCCUAGCUUUCAAUACCCACGCGAUCUCCCCUCCUGGGAAACCUCCAUCCCUCUUUCAACCGACGUCCUAAUAACCCACUCUCCACCCCGCUACCAUCGCGAUCUCAACCUCGGUUGCGCCGGCCUCCUAGAAAGAAUCUGGCAAGUCCGACCUAAACUGCACGUCUUCGGGCACAUCCACUCAGGCCAUGGGCGCGAAGCAGUAUUUUGGGACGAGGGACAAAAAGCCUACGAGCGGCUCAUGGAUCGAAAGACCACGGGUAUACUCGCAGAUCUAAUACCCAGUUCUGCCUGGCUUGACGCGUUGAAAAUUGUUUGGUACGGCAUUAAGGGUAUUCUUUGGCAGAGACUUAUGGUUGGUCCUGCGGGUGGCAAUGGAGGCCUGUUGCUUAAUGCUGCAGUUGUUUACCAGACUACCAGUGAUGUAGGGAAUACGAUUCAGGUUGUUGAGUUGUGAAUAUGAUGGCUGUAUGUACAUAGGUACUU